Molecule: messenger RNA, 1059 nt
Organism: Hemisphaericaspora subhashii
Lineage: Eukaryota; Fungi; Ascomycota; Pichiomycetes; Serinales; Debaryomycetaceae
Exons: 2
Coding region: 1-1059 (352 amino acids)
Source: RefSeq, a predicted model, not a curated record
AUGAAAAGAUUUCUUGGAAGAUCAAAGAAGUCAGAUACUUCUUCAUCUUCGAAUGAUCAACAACUGCAACAACAACAACUGCAGCAACAAAUACCAACAAUAAUUGAAGAAGCUGAUUUCAUUACACCAGUUGGAACAACUUAUUCAAAUGAAUCUCAUGAUUCAAUAACAAACUUCAAAUUUGAUUCUACUCCUGAUAAAACAUCUGGUACUUAUGAUACUCAACUAAACUUAAACCCAAGUAUACUGGGUAUACCAACAUCGUCAAUAGAUAUUCCACAACAACAGCAACAACCACAUCAGCAACAAGUACCUAUUGCCAGUUCAAGUUCUCAUACAGCACCUUCAGUAUCAUCAGCUUUCCAAUCAACUAUCCAUGACGCAUCCCUUUUUUCAAGUAGUAAACGAACAUAUUCAACUAAUCAAUCUUCUUAUGCCAGUGGAUCUUCCAGCGGAGCAACUAAAAAGGAGUUUGCUCUUGGAGGUAGACCAUUACAAAUCUUAAGUAUUAUGGAAGAACAACAAGAAGAUAGAAAUGCAGAAGAAAUCAUUAAUGAUAAAUUAAAACAAUUAUAUGAAGAUUUAGCAUUUAUAAUGAAAGAUGCUUAUAUUAAAUUAAAAUUAUUAUUAGUUAAGAAUUUUAAUGAUUUUGCUAAAACUUUAUCUUCAACAUCACAAUAUGAUAAUAUUCAACCUGAAGUAAUGAUAAAACCUCAAAAUUAUGCUAUUGGUUAUAAUAAUGGAAAAUCAUUACCUAAUGAAGAUAUGAUUCAAAGAAUUAUUAAUAAAAUCGCUCAAACUUCAAUAUCAGUAAAAGAACAAAAUGGUUCAUUCAUUGCUCCUUUGACAAGAGGUAUAAGUAAACAAUUAAAUAUAUUAUGUCUUUAUUUCGGUUAUCCUGAUCCAAAUGAUUAUCAUUAUAAAUUAACUCAAAGUUUACAUGAAUUAUAUGAUGAUAUUCAUAUCCUAAUAACCAAAAAUCAAAUUGAAUUAGCAGCCACGGCAACCGCACCGGCAGCAUUCCCAACAGCACACCCACAUCCCAANAAAUUGAAUUAG